Messenger RNA from Chrysochloris asiatica (Cape golden mole), 498 nucleotides. Its product is annotated as ran-binding protein 3-like. The record is from RefSeq and is a predicted model, not a curated record. The annotation marks the transcript as partial. NCBI's taxonomy places the organism in Eukaryota, Metazoa, Chordata, Mammalia, Afrosoricida, Chrysochloridae. Gene Ontology annotation, molecular function: GTPase activator activity. Gene Ontology annotation, biological process: protein export from nucleus. The transcript is spliced from 4 exons. Gene Ontology annotation, cellular component: cytoplasm; nuclear pore.
GGUACUCAAAAACUCAACCAGACUCAACAUGAAAAUGAUUCAUAUGCCAAGGAAAAGCCAUUCAAAUCCACUUUGAAAUUUACUGUCUGCUCUCCAGAUUCAAGAACAGAUUCUAUUAAAAAUACAUCCCUGAUUGAGUCAGCUGCUGCUUUUUCAUCCAAACCAACACCAAAAUGCUUGCUGGAGAAAAUUGACGUUAUUACAGGAGAGGAAGCAGAACAUAACGUGUUAAAGAUCAACUGCAAGCUUUUUCUAUUCAACAACACAACACAAUCUUGGACUGAAAGGGGCAGAGGAAUUUUGAGACUGAACGACACAGCACGCAGUGACUGUGGGACAUUACAGUCAAGACUAAUUAUGCGCAAUCAAGGCAGCCUAAGGCUGAUUCUCAAUAGCAAACUCUGGGCCCAAAUGGAGAUUCAAAGAGCAAACCAUAAAAAUGUACAACUAACAGCUACUGAUUUAGAAGACUACAGCAUCAAAAUAUUUUUAAUUCAG